AUGGAUGAUACAUAUGAACAUGUUGUCAAGGAAGAGCUUCAUUUGGAAACUGAGAACAAGGUAAAAGGAACAGAUGAAGAAAAGGUAGAGAAGAUUACAGAAGAGUUGGAUUUGAAGACCAAAUCUGUUGAGAAAGAGAAGCCAAAACAUAAGGAAGUUAAUGAUGACAACUGCAAGGUGGAAGAUGACAAGAAAUCUGAUGUGGAUGGAGAUAAGAAAAAGGAGGUAAAAGAAAAGAAAAAAGGAGACAAAAAGAAGGAGUCUGAUGAGGAUGAAAAGAAUGUGAAAGAGAAGAAGAAAAAGAAAGACAAGAAGGAAAAGAAGAAAGAUGAUGAUGGAGUAUCAGAGGAAGGGGAAAAAGAGACAGAAAAGAAGAAGAAAGACAAGAAGAAGGGAAAGAAGAAAGAUGAUGAUGUAGUAUCAGAUGAAGAGGAAAAAGAAACAGAGAAGAAAAAGAAAGAUAAGGAUGCCAAAUCUGAUGAUAAUGAGCAUGAAGGGGAGAAAAAGAAGAAGAAAGGAAAGAGCGAUGAUGAAGGAAAGAAGAAGAAGAAAGACAAGAAAGAGAAGAAAGAUAAAGAUAAAGAAGUAAAAGAAGAUGAUGAAGGAGACUCAGAAGAAGGGGAUAAAAAGAAGAAAAAAGAGAAGAAGGACAAGAAAGAGAAGAAAAGCAAAGAUGAAGGGGUGGAAGAAGAUGAUGAAAAGAAGAAGAAAGAUAAGAAGAAGCACAAAGAUAAGAAGGGUGAUAAAACAAGCAGCGAUACUGAAGUUGCAUCAAGGGAGAUUGAAAUAAAUGGAAAUGGUGAAGAAGUGAAGGGGGAGAAAAAGGGUAAAGAGAAGAAAGAUAAGGGAGAAAAAUAUAAAAUCAAGGAUCUUAGCAAGCUGAAAUAUAAAUUAGAGAAGUUGAAUACUAAAAUUGAAGCUCUACUAGAGAAAAAAGUAGAAAUAAUGAGGCUCAUAAAGGAAAAGGAGGAAAAUAAUGGAUCAGUUGAUGUAGUUGCAGCGGAAGUGGCAUAA
Messenger RNA from Lactuca saligna, 1014 nucleotides. Lineage: Eukaryota; Viridiplantae; Streptophyta; Magnoliopsida; Asterales; Asteraceae. The record is from the annotation of a GenBank genome assembly.